Molecule: messenger RNA, 2060 nt
Organism: Gallus gallus (chicken)
Lineage: Eukaryota; Metazoa; Chordata; Aves; Galliformes; Phasianidae
Gene: HPGD
Product: hydroxyprostaglandin dehydrogenase 15-(NAD)
Exons: 5
Coding region: 96-581 (161 amino acids)
Cellular component (GO): cytoplasm
Molecular function (GO): oxidoreductase activity, acting on the CH-OH group of donors, NAD or NADP as acceptor
Source: RefSeq, a predicted model, not a curated record
GACGGAGGGAGGAAACUUGGGGCAGGUGACACCGCGCUCGGUUCCUCCGGCUAGGCGGGAGACGGCUCCUCUGCGCCUCGCGGGCGGGCAGCGCCAUGCACGUCAAUGGCAAGGUGGCUCUGGUCACCGGCGGGGCUCAGGGCAUCGGCCGAGCCUUCGUCCAGGCGCUGCUGGGCAAGGGAGCCAAGGUAGCGCUCCUGGACCGCAACCCCGAGGCCGGGCAGCAGAGCAAGGCGGCCCUGGACGAGCAGUUCGAAGCGCAGAGGACGGUGUUCAUCCAGUGCGACGUUACGGAUACGGAGCAGCUGAAAGGUGCUUUCAAAAAAGUAAUUGAGCAUUUUGGAAGGCUGGAUAUUGUGGUUAAUAAUGCUGGAGUGAACAAUGAGAAGGACUGGGAAAGCACUAUACAAAUUAACUUGACAUCUGUGAUUAGAGGAACCUACCUUGGUCUAGAAUAUAUGAGAAAAGGAAAUGGAGGUGAUGGAGGAGUAAUCAUUAAUAUCUCAUCAUUAGCAGGAUCUUCAUAUUCAGGUGGAACCAGAGCAUCCAUGUGGUCCUGUUCAGCUGUUACUGCACAGUAGAUAUUGUUGGUAUAAUGUUUAAAAAUACAUAUAUAUACACGCAUGAUCUAUCUCUUCUUUAUCAGCUUUUCUCCAUCAAACUCAGUGUAACUAGAAUUAACUUCUUAAUUUUUCUACCAAAGUCUCUAUUCUUCUUUCUUUACUGUAAAUAAUGAUUUUAUGUUCUUUCACUCCCACUACAAAUGUUCACAAUCACAGCAGUCACUUUUCAUUUUGCUUCUCCUUUUCCUUACAGAACACAGCAACGUUAUUGCCAAGUAUUGCUAACUCUUUUUCCUGUCCCCUUCUAAACAUCAUGCUGGAUUUUCAUUUCUGAAUGGGGGCCACUGUAGGAGGUACCAUAUAGUGAAACUCAUUUCAGACAGUCUAAUUCAGUGUAGAAAAUGCUUUGAGAAUAUUUCCUAUCGACAUCUCUGCUUUUGUUUCUGCUCAAUAGGGAUUUCAUCUUACUACUUUCUCAGUGUUUAAUCACUCAUCUCCUUACUCUCUGGUACAGAGGAGGUCCUGCAUUCGUUUCUUAGUGCUUUUUCCAUUUGCUUAUUGCAAAUUAACUUCCCUAUUCCACGUAAGUCUUUUCUUAAAAACCAUCACCUAUGAAACAUUAUUGGAGCAGCAUUGUAGGUAAAAUAAAUUUUACAAUGCCUCUGAUGACAUGUUAAGUCUGAGUUACUCUGUUAUACUUCCUUCUUUGAGCAAAACCCAUUAUGCAAUGUAAUUUACUCUUUCUUGUCGUUCAAACCACAUUAUCAAAUAAAUAACAACAUUAUUUCAAGGGCAGAUGCAUUGGCUUACUGCACUUCAGCCAGUUGAGCAGCACAUUCAUUCCUAUCUCUUACUAGGAUUUAGGGGAAAUGUUUUCUCAGUUGUUUUGUUUUUUGUUUGUUUGUUUGUUUUACCAUCUGAGAGAAAUAACGUAAGCAAGGGAGUUAAGUCAGACAUUUUAUGUAUUUAUUUAGUGAAAUAUUUCUAGCAUAAUGGCAAUUCAGUUAUAGUAGCCAAAAUUAACUUUGCUAUUUCCCUCAUCUUGACCAACAUUCCUUCCUUAAAAUCACUUCAAAUGAACACAGGUGUCCAGUUUGUGUAUCAGCAGUUAAGGUUUCAGUAAUGAAAGUACCUAAAAUACUUUAGAUAUAUCGAGAUUCAUAAAAAAAAGGCUCUAAAAUUCUUUUUCUUGAGUGUUUCCUUUCAGGUCUUUUCCUCUAUUUUUGUCUUACUUCAGAGACAGAACUUUUAUCUUAAAAUUAUACUUUUUUCCAUUAUUCCACCUUUAGCUCCCUGUGUUUUCAUCUAUCUCAUCCAUUUUUCCCCACUUACCUUAGAAAAAAACAGAAUAUGCAGAUUUUAAUAAACUUUUUUGUUGCAUUUCUAUGAAUUUGAUUAAAAGUGAUCACUUUUUCUUUUACAUUACUAACUUACAUUUGUGUUUAAGGUCAUCAUAAGUAGGGGUACCCAACAUCCUUAUUCAGAUAACUUUUUAUU